AUGAAUUCUCAGCACAAAGCACAGCAGGCCCAGCCAAUGCGACCUGAUCCACCACAGGUGAGUUUGAAAAUUUCCCGCUCGACCUAUCCCACGGCCAAAUGCCUACGAAAGCCGACGGCUAACAACCAGAAGGCCACAGAGCACGACUUCGUGGUGGUACUAGUAGAUGGAGAUGGAGCCGUCUUCCGUGAUGAGCUCUUGAAAAGACCCGAGCAAGGCGCAGUAGAGGCCGCCGGAAAACUUAGGCAAUCAGUACUGGCAUCGCUCGAAACUCCUCUCGCCAAAAACAAUAUCAUAGUCAAGGUGUUUGCCAAUCUCAACGGCCUUGCAAAAGCAUUGCAGGAUAGAGGGAUCAUCACAUCCAAAAAUGACUUGUUUAGAUUUGCCCAGAGCUUCACGAACAGCGAGACUGGUUUUGAAUUUAUCGAUGUGGGUUAUGGAAAGGAAUGUGCAGACCACAAAAUGAGAACUCAAUGCAAGAAGAUCUUUUUUGCUGGUUGCCAUGAUAAUGGCUAUAUUAAUGAUCUUGGUGCAUAUACUAUUGCGCCUGGUGCUUCAGAACGAAUCAUCCUAGUGGAAACCACACCGGUUGAGCCUCAUUUCAGGACUACUCAGUUACCCAUUCUCAAAUUUGGUCAAGUUUUUAGAUCAGUGUCUCUCAAUGAUGUACCCAUUCCCGGUGAGCAACGUCAGGCUCGUGUACAUUAA
Penicillium taxi is the source of this 708-nucleotide messenger RNA. RefSeq lists its product as uncharacterized. The record is from RefSeq and is a predicted model, not a curated record. Lineage: Eukaryota; Fungi; Ascomycota; Eurotiomycetes; Eurotiales; Aspergillaceae. The transcript is spliced from 2 exons. The coding region runs from base 1 to 708 and encodes 235 amino acids.